This is a messenger RNA of Myotis brandtii (Brandt's bat), 510 nucleotides long. RefSeq names its product THO complex subunit 4. Gene Ontology annotation, molecular function: mRNA binding. Gene Ontology annotation, biological process: mRNA export from nucleus. The record is from RefSeq and is a predicted model, not a curated record. Gene Ontology annotation, cellular component: nucleus. The annotation marks the transcript as partial. The transcript has a single exon. Lineage: Eukaryota; Metazoa; Chordata; Mammalia; Chiroptera; Vespertilionidae.
CAACACGACCUUUUCGACGGGGGCUUCGGCGGGGGCGCCGGCGUGGAGACCGGAGGCAAACUGCUGGUGUCCAACCUGGGCUUCGAAGUGUCCUACGCGGACAUCCAGGAGCUGUUUGCGGACUGCGGGACUCUGAAGAAGGCCGCCCUGCACUACGACCGCUCUGGCCGCAGCCUGGGAACGGCCCACGUGCACUUUGAGCGGAAGGCAGACGCCCUGACAGCCAUGCAGCAGUACCACGGUGUCCCUUUGGAUGGCCGCCCCAUGAACAUCCAGCUCGUCACCUCACAGGGAGACACGCAGCGCAGGCCGGGACCCAGUGUCAACAGAGGCGGGAGGACUAGGAACCGAGGAUCUGGAGGCUUCGGUGGCGGCACCGACACCUGGAGCGCCCGCGGAGGCAGCCGGGGCAGAGGCAGGGGCACCGGCCGGAGUUCAAAGCAGCAGAUCUCUGCGGAGGAGCUGGAUGCCCAGCUGGACGCUUACAACUCGGAGAGGGACACCAGCUAA